Sphenostylis stenocarpa is the source of this 2520-nucleotide messenger RNA. The record is from the annotation of a GenBank genome assembly. NCBI's taxonomy places the organism in Eukaryota, Viridiplantae, Streptophyta, Magnoliopsida, Fabales, Fabaceae.
AUGCACUGCGCAAUGGACUUCACCAGGCUCUCCACCCCCAAACCUGCCCCCAUCUUCACGCGUCCCCUCACCUGGGUCACCUCCACCGCCCUCCGCCACCAACGCCGCCACCUUCCUCCCCCAACCCCCCCACCAACCCCUCCGCCGCCACCUCACCCCACUCCUCUGCAAACCUCUUACGACGCGCCUCUCACCCUUCUACCUUCCAUUCUAACCAGCAGGGUUCUAGAUUCUUCCAAAUGUAAAUCCAUUUUGCCCCAUUUGUCCCCCCACGAAUUCGAUCGCUUAUUCUUGCCCCUCCACCACACCGUUAACCCCAAAACGACACACGACUUCUUCCGUUUCGCCACUUCCCGUUUUAAGUUCCGGUUCACCGUUCGCUCCUAUUGCCUCCUCCUCCGCUCGCUUCUUGCUUCCAGUUUUUUGCCGCGCGCCAGGUUUUUGCUAACUCGUUUGAUCGACGGCCACGUUCCGACGUCGUUUGACGACCGCGAGACCAGGCUCCGCGAAAUAGCUUCCUCAAUGUUGGAGCUGAAUCAGGUUUCGGAUAAACGACUCGGCGAAUUGGAUUUGUUGCUCCACAUUCUCUGCUCUCAGUUCAAGAGUUUUGGCUUCCGUUACGCUUUUGAUAUUUUCAUCAUGUUUUCGAAGAAGGGCGUUUUCCCGUGUUUGAAAACUUGCAAUUUUUUGAUGAGCUCGUUGGUGAAGGCCAAUGAGCUUCACAAGAGUUAUGAAGUGUUUGAUGUUAUUUGUCAAGGCGUUGCGCCUGAUGUUUUUACGUUCACCACCGCCAUUAACGCGCUAUGCAAGGGAGGGAGAGUUGGAGAAGCUGUGGAUUUGUUCCGCAUGAUGGAGGGGCACGGUGUUUCGCCGAAUGUGGUUACUUACAACAAUGUGAUUGAUGGGUUGUGUAAGAGUGGGAGGUUAGAUGAGGCGUUUCAGUUUAAGGAUAGGAUGGUUAGGAGCAAUGUGAAUCCGAGUGUGGUGACCUAUGGUGUGCUCAUCAAUGGUUUGAUGAAGUUGGAGAAAUUUGAGGAGGCGAGUGAAGUGUUGGUUGAAAUGUACAGCAAGGGUUUUGCUCCCAAUGAGGUUGUGUUUAACGCACUGAUUGAUGGGUACUGCAGGAAUGGGAAUAUGAUUGAGGCAUUGAGGAUUAGGGAUGAGAUGGUAUUGAAAGGCGUGAAGCCUAAUUCUGUUACUUUUAAUACCCUUUUACAGGGUUUUUGCAGGAGCAAUCAAAUGGAGCAGGCUGAGCAGGUAUUGGGGUACAUAUUGUCUAGUGGUUUGUCUGUUAACAUGGAUGCGUGUUCAUAUGUGAUCCAUCAGUUGUUGAAAAAAUCUAGUUUGGAUUCAGCUUUAAAAAUUGUGAGAGAGUUGUUGUUGAGGAACAUCAAGGCUAAUGAUAGCUUGCUAACCCAGUUGGUCUGCGGACUUUGUAAAUGUGAAAAACAUUUGGAAGCGAUUGAGCUUUGGUUUAUGUUGGCAGGUAAAGGGCUUGCUGCCAAUACAGCGACCUCAAAUGCGCUUCUCCAUGGACUUUGUGAACGAGGGAACAUGGAGGAUGUUUUCAAAAUACUCGAACAAAUGCUUGAGAAAGGUUUGUUACUGGAUAGGAUCUCAUACAACACACUUAUUUUUGGCUGUUGUAAAUGGGGUAAAAUUGAUGAAGCUUUCAAACUCAAGGAAGAGAUGGUUCAGCAAGAAUUCCAACCAGAUACGUAUACCUACAAUUUCCUAAUGAAAUGGUUGGCUGAUAUGGGUAAAAUAGAUGAUGUUCAUAGGCUUUUGCACGAAGCUGAAGAAUAUGGCAUAGUUCCCAAUGUCUAUACACAUGCACUUUUAUUAGAAGGAUAUUGUAAGGCUGAUCGGAUUGAAGAUGCUAUAAAAUUGUUUAAGAAACUAGUUUAUGAGAAAGUAGAGCUAAGUUCUGUUGUUUAUAACAUACUUAUUGCAGCCUACUGUAGAGUUGGGAAUGUGACAGAAGCCUUCAGACUGCGUGAUGCUAUGAAGAGUGGGGGCAUGCCACCUACUUGUGCUACAUAUUCUUCUCUAAUACAUGGAAUGUGCUGUUUUGGCCGUGUGGAUGACGCAAAGGAAAUUUUUGAAAUAAUGAGAAAUGAAGGCUUGUUUCCGAAUAUAUUUUGUUAUACUGCUCUAAUUGGUGGUUACUGUAAGCUGGGUCAGAUGGACAAAGUGGAGAGUAUCUUACAGGAAAUGUCUUCAAAGAGUAUACAACCUAAUAAAAUUACAUACACUAUUGUGAUUGAUGGGUAUUGUAAAUUAGGAAAUGUGAAAGAAGCUACAAAAAUUUUAAAUGUGAUGAUAAGAAAUGGAAUAGCUCCAGAUACCAUUACUUACAAUACACUAGAAAAAGGAUAUUGCAAGGAAAGGGAGCUAGAAGUUACUUUACAAAGUGAUCAUAUGUCUAACAUAGGACUACCCUUAGAAGAAGAAAUUACUUAUAACACAUUGGUUCACAGGUUGCAUCCACAUACAGCAGUUAUCAAUAAAGAACGAUGA